AUGUUAUUUCAUCCAAUAUUGGCUUCACGAACACAAAAGAUUACCAUGCGUUAUACAAUAUUAAUAUUAUUAAUUUGUCUAUUAAAUAUUUCAAUAUUAAAAGCUAAUGAUGAUGAUAUUGAUGAGGAAGUAGCUAUUGAUGAUGCUCCAGCAACAUCAUCAUCAUCACCAACUAUUGAAAAAACUAAUGUACCAACAAUCAAGUCUUCAUCAUCAAAUAUUUAUUUUGAAGAACAAUUUCAAGAUAAAUCAAAAUGGUCACGAUGGGUUAAAUCACAAGCAAAAAAAGAUGGUGUUGAUGAAGUUUUAGCAAAAUAUGAUGGUGAAUGGGCUUUAGAAAUUCCCCAAUCAUCAGCUUAUUAUGAUGAUUAUGCAUUAAUUUUAAAAUCUAAAGCAAGACAUCAUGCCAUAAGUUCGAAUCUCUUAAAACCAUUUGAUUUUUCAACAAGUCCACUUGUGGUUCAGUAUGAAGUCAAAUAUCAAACAAAUCAAGAAUGUGGUGGUGCCUAUGUUAAAUUACUUUCUUCCGAUGGAAAACAACUUGAUUUGGGUAAAUGGGAACCACGUAAAAUACCAAAUCCUGAUUAUUUUGAAGAAACUCAUCCAUAUAAAUUAACACCAAUUGGUAGUCUUGCACUUGAACUUUGGUCAAUGGUUGAUGGUGUUGUAUUUGAUAAUUUUCUUUUAACAUCAGAUCAAUCAAUAGCUAAACAAUAUGCUGAUCAACUUUGGUAUCCAAAAUCAAUACUUGAAGGAAAAGCAAUAUCAUCUGCAUCGGAUAGUGUUAUUGAUGCUAUUGUUAGAGCAACAAAAGAACGUCCAUGGUUAUGGGCUGUUUAUUUAGUUGCUAUAUUAUUACCAAUAAUUCUUCUUUUUGUUUUUUGUUGGUCAAAAAAAUCAACAAAAAAAUUAACAGAUGGAUCAAAAAAGAAAAAAGAUGAAGUUGAACAAGAUUCUAAUGAACAACAACAAUUAUUAACAUCAGCAGAUAAUGAUGAAGAAACUGAAGAAAUUGAAAUUGAUGAACAACAAGUUAAAUCUAAUGUUACAAAUGUAUCGGGUAAAGAUGCACUUGAAAAUGAUGAUGAAGGACAAGAUGCAGAAGAAGAACAAGAAGAAGAAGAAGACGAAGAAGAAGAAGAAGUUAAUGCCGCCGAAACCAAUGAAGAUGAAAGUAAUAAAAGUUCAUCACCAUCAGCCAGUAAUAAAGCUCGUCGUCGUCUUUUACGAAAAGAAUAA
Rotaria sordida is the source of this 1239-nucleotide messenger RNA. NCBI's taxonomy places the organism in Eukaryota, Metazoa, Rotifera, Eurotatoria, Philodinida, Philodinidae. The record is from the annotation of a GenBank genome assembly.